AGCGGCCCAGUUAGUGACGUCACCGGUUGUGAGUUGAACAUGGCAGACUGCGCAGUUUUAGGGUGCGAUCCCGAGGCAGGGACUUCGUUCCACUCGUUACCGAAGGAGCCCGUUCUCAAACAAAAAUGGGUGGCAUUUGUUUAUAGGAAUCGCGUGCAUGUGCCUGACAGCAUAGAGGGAAUCCGUGUCUGUAGCGCGCAUUUUACUGACGACUGCUUCCAGAACCUCAUGCAGAAGUCCAUGGGUUUCGCGAAGAAAUUGAUUCUGAAUCCAGAUGCUGUGCCUACUGUGUAUCCCGGGAUUACAGCAGCCGCGACCGGGAGUCACCACGCAUUUGGCAGACGCUCUUAACCAGAGCGACGUACAACAAAUUGUAUAACCAUAACCAGGAACAAGUGUGUUGAAAACCCAAGAGGGAAGUACAGUUCCAAGUGCAGGGAGCGACCGAGUACAUACUACAUUCCACUUUUACAACAGUCUGCCCACGUGAACAUUUUUAAUGGAAGGUUUUGGAGACCGAGGUGGUUUUUUUUUCUCGUCUAAGAUUUGGACACGUAGGACUGAAGUCGACUUUGCAUAUUGUGGGUAAGAGAGAUUCCGAUAAAUAUUAGGCCUAUGUGAAGUAUACAGUAAGAAAAUGUGAAGUGUGCAUUGUUACAAUGCAGUAAAAUCAAUAGGGCGAGGAAAGUUUUUGUUCUAAAGCAGGUGAGUUUGGAAGAGAGUGGAGUCUUAAGGUAAGGUUGGACACAGGUGUUAAGCAGUGGAAAUUAAACAGGGCACUGUUUAGUUUUCUAAAUAUAUAGACUUAGAGAAUUUAAUUUAAAUAUAAACGUCGUCGUGAUACUGCACACUCCGGCACAGUAGAUGGCGGUAUGCACCUAAUUACACUUUUUAUGAUCCAUACAUAGAAUUCAAAGAAAAAGACGUGGGUACCGCCCACUUUUUAUGUAAACACCGUCAACGGCACGGAGGGAAUCCUCUGAAUAAUAUUGGCCGCAAAGAAGAAUGCAAGCUGUUCAGUUGUAGACUGUAAGUUUACAACGAAAUCUUUACAUCGGAAUCCAGCCGUCCAAAAAUCAGCAGCUUCGUUUUAUUUUUAGUACAAGAUCCCCUGCUCAGCUUAGCAAACAUGCGUUUGUUUGCUCAGGACAUUUCUCCGCGAGCAAUAUUUUAAACGAGAUGGAGUAGACUACAGCGCUGGGUUUGCCUCGAAGUUACUGCUAAAACCGGGCGCUGUCCCAACUGUUCGCGAACCUACUGCAAACGUCCAGUCUGUAAGUAUCUGGGUUUUACCUAAUAAUUUACGAUGAAUUGCCAAUGUUGAUAGCCAGUCAUUUUGAGGUGUAACAGUGGCGAUUUUGUUUUUUUCUCGGCAAUACAGGGCAGGUGUGGACAUGGAAACUUAUUUCCCUUUGUACUGAGGUGUUGGGUGGAUCGAGUUGUGCAUCCAUAAAUUAUCAUGAGAAUGUUAAUCCAACUAAUAUUUCCAGUCGGUGCCGGCAUCAAGGAAAUCCAAUUUAGCGAAAAGGAAAGGAUAUAGGCUGUUGUACACAAUGUAAUGCAAGCUAACGCGCUGUAGCCGAGAAACUUUUCUCACGCUGCCUGUGUGUGGAUAGGUAAGCGAAAAUUUGGAGCCUAUCGCAGCUACAGGUCAUUAUAUAUUUAAAUGAGCAAGGCAAAGCGUGUCGUGUGUUUUUUACUCCGUGUGAGCCAGAGCCAGCCAGGAGAAGCUGCGGAAUUUUUUUUAAGAAUAUUUCGUGGUUUUGGAAAAAGUGUUUGAUUUAAAGGAUUAACAUGGUGAUUGGUCACACUUUCUAGGUUUUUAUAUGCUAUUUGAACAAGAGGCAUUGAAGAAACACGAUGCAAGUACAGUAUUAAGUAUGUCAGUUCUUUAGUUUGGAGAAGUAAGUAGGCGUGUUCAAUUUAUCGUCCGGUUCAACCGGUUGAGAAUGUUCUCGUCGUAGUGCGUCACACGAGGAUAACCACUCCCCUGUCCACGCCCUGUAAAGAAAUCUGACUGGGCCAGAGACUGUAAAAGGACUGGACACACCUCCUGCUUUCCACCUUCUAUCGAGUACGCUCAAUACACAUUUCCAACUCUCAUAGCUGUCCCACACUUUAUCAAUCCAUCCAUCACUUACUCAUUCACUCACUCACUCACACAUUCACACACUCAAAACCCAAAGGCACUUCUAAGAGCCAUGCUCUCUGCAUCUCUGUCUUUCGCUCUACCUUAGUCUCUCUCCAUCUCUCUCUCUCUCUCUCUCUCUCUCUCUCUCCCCCCCCCUCACUCUCUCUGCUGUAGUCUUGCUCUUUCUGUCUUUCCCUCUCGUUAUGAGCAAAGUUCAUUUCACCUGUGCAGUGGCAGGCUGCACUGCCUCUAACGUGUCCAUGCACACCCUUCCACGGGACACAGCUUUGCGCCGGGAGUGGGUCAACUUCAUAUUUUCCAACGAAGUGCCAGAGAACGUCAGCCAGCACCUGCGUCUCUGCACUGCCCACUUCUCGCCGGACUGCAUCGGGAAUCAGGCCAGGUACAACGCCGGGUUCGCCUCGAAGUUGCUCCUGACGCCAGGAGCCGUUCCUACCGUGUUGAAGCCAGCUUCGCAUAUUCAACAGAAGAGGAUGGGUUUUGCCAAGACAACGUUUAUAAAGCCAGAUGCUGUACCAACUAUCAUUCAAGAUCAAGAUAAGGUGUGCGAAGCCAAACCCGAUAGCGACGCGGAGGAGGAGGAGGAGGAGGCGGAGGGGGAGAGAGUGCCCCACGCAGUUGCGGAGAUGUGCCUCCUGACCGCGCUCAGGUGGCAGAGGCAGCAGCGGGAGGCCCUGCCUCAACACCGGCGUGUGCUCAGGGAGCUCCACUCCCUGGCCUCCAGGAAGAGAGAGAUGACGAUCAGCGGCCCUGCAGACAGCAGCGCGGCGUACGCUGGUGGAAACCCGUCCAAAAGGACACGCCCGGAGCGGGCCGUUCAGCGCUGGGUUCGAGUGACAGAGGAAGGGGAGCAGCUCGGCGGAGGAGGGCUGUACACGCACGGCACCGCUCCAGAACUCAGCCGAGUCGAGGACCUGGUCAAGGUGGAGGUGGAGGUGGAGGUCGCGGACGGUGCGAAACUGGCGUUGGGAACCCGGCGGCGUCCCGGCCGAGCCGGAGCGGCGCCCGUUUCUGGGGGACGCGCCGGGGCCGAGCGGGACGGCGAGUCGGCGGACUUUACCUGCGCCGACGGCAGAUCAAGCGAUAAACUGAAAUGCGAGCCCGCCGAAAUCUCGAUUAGCGAUCGCGCGGGCGCGGACGAAUGCGGCUGGGGAUGAUCGGUGGAAACCUGGACUGGACUGAUUGCAGUGUGGCCAAGAAGUGAAUCCACAUAUGGAAAGUAUAAACAUAUAUAUUUUUUGUAUUCUUAUUAUUUUUAUAUAAAAAAAAUUUUUUCACAAGAAACAAUUGGAAAAACGAUUUUUUGAACCAUAGGAAGACUCACUGAAUGUGGGAACGGUUAAAAAUGGGUGCAAGACCUAAAAUGAUACUGGACAGUCUUAACAUGCAUGCCUAAUCGGUGAGUGGUAAAGUGGUGCGGUGUGUGCACACCAGUGCUGCGUUACCGGUUAGGCUGUCUGCCAGCCCACCCAUAGCAUACCUUUAUUAUUCUGGUGUUUAUCAUCAAGCCAUUUCAGGAACAGAAUUUCUUUUUGUUCAGGCAUAAAAAU
Anguilla anguilla (European eel) is the source of this 3702-nucleotide messenger RNA. Its product is annotated as THAP domain-containing protein 1 A-like. The record is from RefSeq and is a predicted model, not a curated record. Lineage: Eukaryota; Metazoa; Chordata; Actinopteri; Anguilliformes; Anguillidae. The coding region runs from base 2335 to 3309 and encodes 324 amino acids. The transcript is spliced from 6 exons. Gene Ontology annotation, molecular function: sequence-specific DNA binding.